This is a messenger RNA of Phalaenopsis equestris, 1088 nucleotides long. RefSeq lists its product as uncharacterized. The transcript has 3 exons. The coding region runs from base 35 to 751 and encodes 238 amino acids. NCBI's taxonomy places the organism in Eukaryota, Viridiplantae, Streptophyta, Magnoliopsida, Asparagales, Orchidaceae. The record is from RefSeq and is a predicted model, not a curated record.
GAGCCAUUUCUUCUUAAAGUCUACCUCUUGGAGAAUGGAUAUUCCUGCAACCUCCUUAAAUCGCAGGAUACAUUUAAAUGCUGGCCUGCAGAAACUUGCAGAAAGUUUUUUGGAUUCUGCUCCCAUGGCAUCAAGAGUAGGAGAGGAAGUUCCUGCUAAAAGGAAUUGGUUCGUACUGAGCAGAAGCCGAUUUAGGAGAUUGCUCCAUUCUUGUGAGGAAAUCAUGGAUGCUAAAGUGGUCUGGAAAAGCAGGGAAGAUAACAAACAACUUAGUCCGGUUUCCGUCUUUGAAUUUCAUUCAGCUGAGUUCCUCUCCCCACACAAUCACUCUACGGAAGAAGAGAACCGAUCAACCUCAACAAUGAACUCGGACAUGUCUGAAGAAGCACAUUAUUUUACUUGUUUCAGCAACCUAAAUCAGACUGAAAAUGGAGCCAGAAAGGACAAGCAGCCUCUCCUGAAAUGCAGGAAGGAGCUUAAAGAGAGAAUUUUUGCCUCACAUUAUGGUUUGAGCCAAAGCAAGUCUGAAAAAUCAAGAGAAAUGCAGAUCUUUUCAGUGGAGAAGCAUAGGAAGGAAGUUGCCAGAAUAGCAAAAUUGAUAGAUAUGGACCUGUCUGGGACCAGGAGGGAAUGGAGCCAUUUCAAGGAUGAGGCGAAAAAGACUGGUUUGGAGAUAGAAAGACUCAUCUUUGAAGAGAUUAGAGAGGAAACAGUUGUCGAAAUGUUUGGCUCUCAUUUCUACACAAGAUAGAUUCUUUCUAAUUCGUAUGCAUCAGUUAGCUGUUAGUCUUGAUGCUCUGCAUAAAUGAGGUUUAGAAUCGAACUCAUUAUGUGAAAGCUAAGCUAUGGAAUUGGAGAAAAUUUUGCAUACGUAAGAUGUUUGCAGAGCUGCGUGCGUCGGAGGUUAUUCAAAGGGUAUUGGGAAGUUAUAGGUAGGUUACAGAUGUACGCAGCUCUGCAAACAUCAUGCGUACACAAAUUUUUCUCAUGGAAUUGUGGCUGUAAGUUCCUAGAAGAACAGUUUUUUCUUUCUUAUAAGAUGAAAAUAAGUACUUGGGGGAUUUUUUAAGGAUUUUAAUUUUUUUACU